This is a messenger RNA of Paecilomyces variotii, 2121 nucleotides long. Its product is annotated as CRAL/TRIO domain protein. The coding region runs from base 190 to 1677 and encodes 495 amino acids. The transcript has 4 exons. Lineage: Eukaryota; Fungi; Ascomycota; Eurotiomycetes; Eurotiales; Thermoascaceae. Gene Ontology annotation, cellular component: plasma membrane; cytosol; cortical endoplasmic reticulum. Gene Ontology annotation, biological process: Golgi to plasma membrane protein transport; regulation of exocytosis. The record is from RefSeq and is a predicted model, not a curated record. Gene Ontology annotation, molecular function: phosphatidylinositol transfer activity.
CUUGGAGUAAUUAAUAAACUGUUAUUUAUCUCCGCCGGCUCUUCUCCUGAGAAUCUCCUGAGAAACACAACCCCCCGUUUCCAAGACAUUCCACGCUGGACAGCCCACGCACCGCGACUGCAUUGAGCACGAUAUUUUGCAUCAGAGAUCUUGUAUCGCAGUAUUUAUUUUGUCGAAGCGAUUCAGAAGAUGUCUGCUACCGAGCAGGUCACUCCAACGGCUGUCCCUGACAGCCAGCCCGCAGAGAAGGUCCCUGAACCGACCGCAGAGAACACCGCUGCUGCUGUCCCGGAGGAGAAGCCCUCAGAAGCACCUGCAGAGAAACCCGCCGAAGCCAACACAAACGAGCCUGCCACUGCUGAUGCAGCCGCCGCUCCCGUAAAGGAGGAAUCCAAAGAGGCGCCCAAGGAAGAGCCGGCAGUGACGAAGGAGAACGAUGCAGCAGAGGCAAAGCCUGCUGAAGCUGCGCCAGCGAAGCCAGAGUUCCUUGCCAAGAACCCGGCCCUGAGCCAGUUCUUUGACAAGCUCCCUUCUAUUCUCUCUAAAACCGGCCACAGUGAGAUGUGGGGUGUUACCCUCAAGGACGCCAGCCAUCCCCCAACGGCCAACAUCUUGAUCAAGUUCCUUCGUGCCAAUGAAGGCAAUGUCGCUUUGGCUGAGCAGCAGUUAACCAAGGCCCUGGAAUGGCGCAAGAAGAUCAACCCCACCGCACUGGUCGAGACGAGCUUUAACGCCAGCAAGUAUGGUGGUCUGGGAUAUAUCACCUCUCACAAAGACCCCAAAAAUGGAGAGGUGAUUUUCACCUGGAACAUCUAUGGUGCCGUCAAGGAUAUCAACGCAACAUUCGGGGAUGUCGAUGACUUUAUCAAGUGGCGUGUGGCUCUCAUGGAGAUUGCUGUCAAGGAUCUGAAGCUGGGCGAGGCGACGUCUGUGAUUGACUACACAGGAGAAGACCCAUACCAGAUGAUUCAGGUCCACGACUACCAGAAUGUCAGCUUUCUGCGCUUGAAUCCAACCAUUCGUGCUGCCUCCAAGCAGACAAUCGAAGUGUUCAGUAUGGCCUACCCUGAGCUUCUCCGGGAAAAGUUUUUCGUCAACGUUCCUGCCAUCAUGGGCUGGAUGUUCACCGCCAUGAAAGUCUUCCUCAGCAAGAACACACUGCGGAAGUUCCACCCAAUCACCAAUGGAGCGAAUCUCGCCCGCGAGUUCUCCUUUGCGGAUGAGAUUCCAAAGUCUUACGGUGGAAAGGCACCUGAACUGAAAGAGAGCGGCGCGACUCCUCGUCUUUCAGACGAGCAGCCCGCACCGGCUGCAACUAAAGAUGAGCCUGCUAAGGAAGAACCUCCAAAGGACGCUGCGAAGGAGGAGCCGUCUAAUGAGCCUGUCAAGGAAGAGAAGCCCAAGGAAGAGCCCGUCGAGGAGAGAACUAAUAAGGAGGAAGCCAAAGAGGAACCGGCUAAGGAAGAGCCCGCUAAGGAAGAACCUACAAAGGCUGAACCGCCUAAGGAAGAACCGGCUAAGGAAGAACCGGCUAAGGAAGAACCGGCUAAGGAAGAACCGGCUAAGGAAGAACCGGCUAAGGAAGAACCGGCUAAGGAAGAACCUGCAAAGGAAGAACCAGCUAAGGCUGAGUCCGCCGCCGGGGCAGCUGCGCUGGCUCCCGCUGGGGCCGAAUAAAUGCUGCAGCUUUCCUAGCUGAUAAGAUACCCUUGUCUCUUAUUGAAGUUCGGCGUGCUCUCCUAUGUCUCGUGUGGCUUUGACAUGUAUUCUGACAGAAGGCAGGAUUAUACUAUGGAUUAUGGUGAUAUUUGUGGCUGGAUUUGGUCUGGUUUCAUGUCCGGCUUAUAGCACAACUACAUGCGUUUGUGUCAAGGACGCCGGUUCGUUUGAUACCCAGGAGGAUAGCGGGAUUGAAUAAGCGUUGUCGUUUUCUGCUCUUUUUGAUACCUCCCCUUAUCACUUAUUAUGCCACUUAAGAGCUUAAUAGAAUACAUAAUAUCGUUUUCUGUGAAAUUAUGGGCAUUCACCUCACCGAGUGUAAUAUACACGCGACUUCACUCUUCGGUCGGUUUUGGCUUUUGAGAAGACCACCAAGCUAAGUACGCUGCCAUAUCAAUCCCU